This is a messenger RNA of Nomascus leucogenys (northern white-cheeked gibbon), 1377 nucleotides long. It is a transcript of the gene LRRC69, whose product is annotated as leucine rich repeat containing 69. Lineage: Eukaryota; Metazoa; Chordata; Mammalia; Primates; Hylobatidae. The record is from RefSeq and is a predicted model, not a curated record. Bases 74 to 1117 code for a protein of 347 amino acids. Gene Ontology annotation, molecular function: protein binding. The transcript is spliced from 10 exons.
CAUGCAUAUGGCUUAGGAGAACAUUAUAAUUCAGUUACACGACUGAGUUGGUGCACUAGUAAUUCCCAGGAUCAUGACUGAGAGAUUGUUAAUAAAAGCAUUGAGUGGUGGUAAAAAUACGAAGAUCAUUACUUUGAAUGGGAAGAAGAUGACAAAGAUGCCCUCAGCAUUAGGAAAACUGCCUGGCCUGAAGACUCUAGUCCUUCAGAAUAACCUAAUCCCCAAAGUGUGUCCAGAGUUACACAAGUUGACCCAGUUGACAACACUAAAUCUGGGAAACAACCUUUUAGAAGAAGUUCCGGAAGAGAUGAAAUAUCUUACAUCUCUGAAGAAUCUCCAUUUAUCUGGAAAUAGGAUCUGUAGAUUUGCACCUGGAGCCUGUGAUGGCUUACAAAAUUUAAUCCUGCUUAAUCUGAACAACAAUCAUCUUACGCAGCUUCCUCAAGAAGUCAGCAGAUUAAAAAGUCUUACUUAUGUGAGUGUAAAUUAUAACCAACUAGCCAGCAUUCCUAGAGAACUUUGUUUUCUUGAGAAUCUUGUUGAACUUCAACUUAACUACAAUCAGCUGAUAUACAUACCUGAAGAGAUUAAAUUCUUGAAGAAACUUCAGAAGCUUUUGCUAGCCAGAAACAAUGUUGGAGUUUUGCCAGAGGAACUUUGUGAUCUUAAAAAACUAAGAAUCCUAGACAUAGCUGGAAAUAUUAUUCAGAUAUUUCCAUCAGGAUUUCAGGAUCUGAAGCUGAGGGAAUUCUACUGUGAGGGAAACCCACUGUUCCUGCAGCAGCCAGUGAUUUCUACACAACGGGAGAACGUCUGGAGUCUACAGGAAAUAACAUCAAGAUUUGUAAUGAAUCAGCUAGCAGAAAAUAACCCUUUCCUAAUGGAUGGCAUAGAACAGUACCCACAAGUCAGGAGCAUGAUCUCUCAGGGAAAAACAUGUGCAAUAUGUGGACAGUACUUUAUAACCGUAUGGCUGGAAUGUGUUCGAUUUGUUCCUCCACCAAAGGACUGGAAGAUAAGCAAGAAUCUGCAGCUGGUGCCUCUCCAAGUAUUAAUUUGUUCUUACAAAUGUUUUACUCAACGUGACCCUAACCUCUUUGGAAUUGCUCAGGUGUAGAACAGGUGAGGUGCUCAUUCAUAGCCUCACUCAACUUGCCCUGUCAGCUCUGCAUACACAGAUUAUGCCCUACUUAAGAUACCAUGCUGUACCUGUUCUCUUUGUCAACACAUUAAAUAAAGGAAGAAAAAUAAUUCCAUUAUAAUGUUCCCAAUCUAAGCACUACAAUCUGCCUUUAGCUUGCUUAGAUUCUAGGUGUGCUUUUUUUGGCUUAAAAAGGUAAAAAAAAAAAAUGGAAAAAUAAAGAUUUGUGUGGCAAG